ACAAGCCUGAGAGAAACUUGAGUACGACUACAGGGCACCAUGUCUAAUAUCGCUAAGGUUCUUUCUAAGAGGCAGGAUAGAGGAGAAGGAUUGGGAACAAACAAGAAGGCGAUUCCCUUCAACAAGCAAGACUACCAGACCCUGAAGCAGGAGUGUCUGGCGAAAAAAACCCUGUUCUGUGACCCAACCUUCCCUGCCGAAUCAGCCUCUCUGGGAUACAAUGAACUCGGACCGCAGUCCUCUCAGACCAGAGGAGUGCAGUGGAAGAGACCUAAGGAGCUCUGCUCAAACCCUCAGUUCAUUGUGGACGGCGCCACACGGACAGACAUCUGCCAAGGAGCUUUAGGUGACUGUUGGUUGCUGGCGGCUAUUGCAUCUUUGACUCUGGAAAAGGAGUUUCUGGAACGUGUAGUUCCACAUGGACAGAGUUUCAAAGAGAACUAUGCUGGCAUCUUUCACUUUCAGCUCUGGCAGUGUGGUGAAUGGGUGGAUGUUGUCAUUGACGACCGGCUGCCCACCAGAGACGGGAAGCUGCUGUUUGUUCAAUCAGCUGAGGGGUCUGAGUUCUGGAGUGCCCUGUUGGAAAAGGCCUAUGCAAAGGUAAAUGGCUCAUAUGAAGCUCUGACAGGAGGCCUGGCCAAUGAGGGUUUUGAGGAUUUCACUGGAGGCAUCGCUGAAAGCUAUGAUCUGAGCAAAGAUUCUUCACACCUGUUUAAGCUCAUGCAGAAAGCACUAACUCUGAGAUCAUUAAUGGGCUGCGCCAUUUCUACCAGUUCGCAGGAGAUAGAGGCGAAGACGAGUCUGAAGCUGGUGAAGGGUCAUGCCUACUCCGUCACCGGCGCAAAGGAGGUUCAUUCCCACGGCCGUCUGGUUCAGCUGGUGCGUCUCAGGAACCCGUGGGGUCAGGUGGAGUGGACGGGCCCUUGGAGUGACAAUUCCAAAGAGUGGAACAGUGUCCAACCGGAGGAGAAAGCUAAAUUGGUUCAUUCAGCUGAAGAUGGAGAGUUCUGGAUGGCGUAUUCAGACUUCAUACAGAACUUCUCGUGGUUGGAGAUCUGUAAUCAGACUCCAGACGCCCUUUCAAGUGACACUGUAAGCCGCUGGAAAUUCAGCCAGUUUGAAGGUGACUGGAGGGUGGGAUCCACUGCAGGAGGCUGCCUUAACAACCCAGUUUCAUUCUGCUCAAACCCUCAGUAUGUGAUCAAGAUGGAGGAAGAAGAUGAUGAUCCUUAUGAUGGAAAGGAUGGCUGCACGAUCCUAGUGGGUCUGAUGCAGAAAGAUUUUCGUAAAGUCAAUCGUUUUGGACAAAACCCGAACGCCAUUGGCUUCACUAUCUAUAAGGUUCCAGAUGAGCUCAGGGGUCGCAAUAACAUUCAUCUCAGUCGUGAUGUACUGCUGCGUCAGCGGCCCAUUGCAGGAUGCAAAGGUUUCACCAGCAUGCGAGAGGUGAGCGAGCGCUUCAAACUGCCUACGGGUGAAUACGUCAUCAUUCCCUCUACUUUUGAGCCGAAUCGCAAUGGAAGCUUCGUACUGCGUGUGUUCACAGAGAAAGAGGCUGUUGCCAGACCAAUGAAUACGGAGGUCUGUGCAGACGUGAAAAAGGAAUACAUAUCUGAGAGUGAUGUGGACCCAGAGUUCAAACAAUUUUUCAGUCAGAUUGCUGGAAAUGACUCAGAGGUGUCUGUGUUUGAACUAAAGCAGGUCCUAGACAUUGUUAUCUCAAAACGAACUGAUGUGAAGACAGAUGGAUUUAGUAUGGAAACCUGUCGCCACAUUAUCAGUCUGCUUGAUAAAGAUGGAAGCGGCAAACUCGGCCUUAUGGAGUUUCAAAUACUGUGGAUAAAGAUCCAGAAAUAUUUGGAGGCUUUUAAGAAGCAUGAUACAGACAACUCGGGCACUAUGAGUUCCUAUGAGAUGAGAGAUGCCAUGAAAGAAGCAGGGUUCCAGCUGAACAAUGAGGUUCUUCAGGUGAUAAUCUCACGUUAUGCCAAUCAGCAGUGCACCGUUGACUUUGAUUCCUUCGUUGGCUGCCUGAUUCAUCUGGAAAUGCUCUUCCAAAUGUUUAAAAGGUUCGAUAAGAAGGACACUGGGAAAAUCGAGCUGGAUAUCCUGCAGUGGCUCUGCUUGGCCCUCAGUUAAAAAAAUCCACUCAUCAUAACUGCAUCAGAAAUCAGUUCAUUUCCUGCAAUUGAACUGAAGAGGAUGCAGCAGACCUGAAAUGCCCAAGAG
This is a messenger RNA of Cyprinus carpio (common carp), 2229 nucleotides long. Its product is annotated as calpain-2 catalytic subunit-like. Gene Ontology annotation, biological process: proteolysis. The record is from RefSeq and is a predicted model, not a curated record. Gene Ontology annotation, cellular component: cytoplasm. Lineage: Eukaryota; Metazoa; Chordata; Actinopteri; Cypriniformes; Cyprinidae. Gene Ontology annotation, molecular function: calcium ion binding; calcium-dependent cysteine-type endopeptidase activity.